Molecule: messenger RNA, 1523 nt
Organism: Bufo gargarizans (Asiatic toad)
Lineage: Eukaryota; Metazoa; Chordata; Amphibia; Anura; Bufonidae
Product: guanine nucleotide-binding protein G(I)/G(S)/G(O) subunit gamma-8-like
Exons: 4
Coding region: 70-1323 (417 amino acids)
Biological process (GO): negative regulation of canonical Wnt signaling pathway; G protein-coupled receptor signaling pathway
Cellular component (GO): heterotrimeric G-protein complex; cytoplasm
Molecular function (GO): G-protein beta-subunit binding
Source: RefSeq, a predicted model, not a curated record
UUGUGCGCACCGGGCCAAUGAACUCUCUCUGCGGCUCCUCAGUCAGAUCGCAGCGGGCUCCGGGGUGAUAUGCUGGGCUCCGGAGGCUCUGUGGACCGGGGGAGGCUCCGUCAGUUAUUGCGGGGAAGUGUGGCCGGGCUGUGCGAGCUGAAACUACUGCGGGACCGCCAGGAGGUGCGAGUACAGCGGGCGCUGCGGGGCGGAGAGGAUCUGGACCGGCAGUUGUGGGAGCUGGAGAGACAACUUGGGGAAUUGCGACUUCGAGCAGAAAACGACCAGGAAAAUGCAGAGUAUGAAGCAGAGGGUCCCGAGUCAUGUGACGUCUUCCUGGAGCGAGCCCCUCGGGGGAGCCAGGCCGAGGCUCGGAUGCAUUACGCCAGUGAACGCCCCAAGAGCGCAGGUGACCUGGUUGUGGGAUCCCAUCACACUCGCUCCUCUUCUUCUCGUCUUCUGGUGCCCCGCUCCAUGUCUGCCCCGUACCCCUCCCCCACAUCUCCUCCCCCGCCGCCUCCUGCUCGCCGCGCUGAGGGUUAUAUUCUAUCUCUGCUUCGUCGUCAGCUCCGAGCCCCAUACCUGCGUUCUGUCUCCACCGAGAGACCCCCUGCCCCCGCCCCUGUGUGUAGAAUGGCCAGCACCUCGUACACCCCCACUCACCGCGGCCCCCGUAGGAAGCACCCCCCACUCUUAAAGGGCCACAGUGUUGAAGGGUCCCCUCCAAAACCUCCCAGGAAAUGCCUUUCUGCAGAGGAACCACCGCGCAAAAGAGGGGGGCGAAGGACCCCAAGGUCCCUCUCUGAAACUAGCCUGAGGGACCCUACUCCUCGGCCAGAGGACAGCGUAGACCCCAGGGUCCCCCCAGAAGUGUGGCAGGGCUCCCGGGGGCACUUAGACGCUUGGGUGCACCCUCGCACUUACAAAGAGAGCUGGGCAAAUACUAGGGCGCACACUGAGGGCUGGGCAGACCCCCAAGGCUUUGUGCAGGAAUGGGGGGACCCUCGAGCCCAUAUCCAAGAAGGGGGCCGCUGUUACACCUUGGGAAGAGAUGGGAGGACCCCAACAGCCAGGAUCGGCCCCCCCUGCAGGAAGUGGAGGUCCACAGCUGAGAUUAGCGUAGGAGUCCCAGAGGGUGAAGCCAGAGUGGACUCGGAAGGAGAAGAGGAGGAAGAGGAGGAGGAAGAAGGGGGCUUGGUAUGGCCAAUGCAGCUUCCCCCUCGGGAUGCUGAGGGACGCCCCCAAAUGUUUAAGGUAAAAGCUUCUCAGGCACUUAAGAAAAAGAUCAUGAGGUUCCACACAGGGUCACUGAAGGUCAUGACAACCGUGUGACUGACACCCGAAUACACCCCAGGGGUUCCUCCCAACACCCUCCUACACUUAUGUCGCUGAAGAAGAGUACAGUGAUAUGUGGCUGAUAACAGGGAGCAAUAGACUGUAUUCUCCUGUCCUACAGUCAUCCUCUCCCCGGGUGAAAUGGCUGAUAACAGGGGGCAAUAGACUGUAUUCUCCUGUCCUACAGUCAUCCUCUC